This is a messenger RNA of Galeopterus variegatus (Sunda flying lemur), 12898 nucleotides long. RefSeq names its product dynein heavy chain domain-containing protein 1-like. Gene Ontology annotation, molecular function: minus-end-directed microtubule motor activity; dynein intermediate chain binding; dynein light intermediate chain binding. The record is from RefSeq and is a predicted model, not a curated record. The transcript has 36 exons. Gene Ontology annotation, cellular component: dynein complex. Gene Ontology annotation, biological process: microtubule-based movement. Bases 21 to 12860 code for a protein of 4279 amino acids. NCBI's taxonomy places the organism in Eukaryota, Metazoa, Chordata, Mammalia, Dermoptera, Cynocephalidae.
UUCACAAGGACACGUACCACAUGCAACAGGGCCUGCAGGAGCGAGUGCAAAACUGCAACAGGAUCAGGACAGGACAGGGCUCCAUAUACCUUCAUAGGGUACAGCACCAGCAGCUGCAGCAAAAGCUGAAACAAGCAGAGGUCUGGUUGCUGCAGCUAGGAAGGUUUGCCCGCCUGGUUGACUACAUGAUUUGUCAGAACCUCAUUUCUAUCUUGGAAGAAGAGAUAACCUCUUUCGUGGACAACAUCCUGAAAGCUCCAAGGCAGAACCCCUUUCUCUCAUCACAGCUGAUCUUUGACGAUUCUGGCCAACUGGCUCAUGUGCCCUGUAUUGAAAAUAUGAUCCAGAUUUUAACUGAGGGCCUACAGUCUGUCAAGGCCUCUGCCUUGCAGGUAAUACAGUCUGAAGACCUGAAGACCUCGUGGGACUCCCUGUAUUCCAAAGAGGAAUAUGAAGAGGAGUACUCGAACAAAGAAUUCCUGACACCCAAGUUCCAGGGCCAGCCCAGCGAUGCUGUACGCAUCUUCUGUGGCCCGAAUGUAGGAUUGGUGUGGCCCUGGAAGUCUCACCCAAUUUCUGAUAUCCUGGAGGUCCGUGGGUACCGACUGUGGGGCCAGUAUUUGCCCCGCAAUUAUGAGCAGCUGCAGGAAGACCUAGACAACAACCCUCGAAUCCAGCAGGCACUGACUAUACAACAGGCACUGCUAGCGGACAUGCUGUGGGAAGUGCAGGAAUUCUGCCAAAAACAUCACUGGGUAGCAGACAUUUAUAAAUUCCUGCAAGCCUGGCUGCCCCAGAAACUGGAGAACAUGAGGGGCUGUCCCAUCAAGAACUAUGUGACGCUGGUGAACAACCUAAAUGUUUGGCUGGCCCAUGUCUCCAACAUGCCUAUCGAGUUGCUCACGAAAGGCAAGCUGCUGCUGCUGAGCUGCCGUGACAUACGGGCAGAGAUGGAAUCCAAACUGGACAACAUGAGGAAGGACAUUCUUGCACAGGUACAGGAUGAGUGCUGGAGCCGCAGUCAGCAGCUAAUGACAGAGCUCACAGAUUUCACACGGGUCUUCCAAACCAUCAGCUCAGACAUUCAUGCCAUUGCACAGUGCUCCCAGAAGUUGAACGAAGCCAAUGAACAGUAUUCCAGCCUGGAGGAGCGAAUGGAAUACAUACGGUCACUCCACGAGCUUAUCCGCAACCACUUCAGUCUCUUUACUGCUGAGAACGAGGCACUGGACAUCUCGGUGAGAGGGCAAUCCAGUGAGUCACCCAUUCCUCUCGGUCCCUCUCCCCCACAUGUACUCUACUGUCCUCUGCUUGCCCCACAGCUUCUAGAUGUAUGGGAGGCAUUUCAGUUUGAGAAAAGCCAGGCCUCAGAGUUCCUGCUCAGCAAGCGACAUGCCAUCGUGCCCAAGCUGCGGCAGCUGAUGGCAGCAGCACUGGCAGAGCUGGAAGGCCUGCUCGAGAAAGCUCUGUCUGGUCCCUUCAUGGACCCUGCACAAGAGCAGAGGAGCAUUGAGCGCCAGCUCAUCUCCCUGGAGCGUCAGUUCCAGAACACAGUCAGCCACCUCAGUGAACUGCACCAUGCCUAUGCCACCUUCACUGGGGAUGAGAGUCCUGUGCCCUUGCCAGUCUGUGGGACCCAUCCUAUUGUGCAGCAGCAGCGCAUCUGGCACCUGUACCGACUCGUCUCUGAAAACAUCAGCGAGUGGAAGUGCAUGGCUUUUGCCAAGUUCAGCCUGGCCAUGGCCCAGGAGAAGACAGAUGGCUGGCUGACAGAGGCAGCUCGAAUAAGCACAACCAUGGGGCUGCACAGCCCAGUGCUGCAAUGCUGCAUGCACAUGCUGGAGGAGUUUCGCAGCUACCUGCCAUUGCUCACCAAGCUGGGCAGCCUCCAGCUGCAGAACCCCAACUGCCAGCCCCUCCUGCGAGCCUUAGGACUGAACAUUCUCCCCAGUAUAGAACUCCUAACAUUGGGCCAGCUGCUCACUUGUCCACUGCUGGAGUUUGCGGAUCGAAUCAACCAGGUCUGGCAGUUCGAAAACGAACGAAUUCAUGCCCAAGAGACCCUACGGCAGCUGCAGCAGUACUGGGAAAUGCGCCAGCUGCGCCUGCUCAACUUCAUCCUGCAUGUACCCUACAAGCCCCCAGCCUCAGAGCGCACCAAGAGGCAGAUGCUCCACAGCCCCCAGUGGGAGGUAGUGGACAAGGAUAGUGGCACCUUCAUUCUCUCAGACCACAGCAGCCUACAGGAUUCCAUCCAGGAAAGCCUUCAGGUCUUGUUCAAGAUCUUGGCCACCCAAAAGUCAGGAGACUUAUACAAAAUGGCUUUGGAGUGGGUGACCAUCAUGCAUGGCCUAGGUUCCCUGCUGGAUGUGUGGGUGACUUUCCAGCAGAAGUGGAUUUUUCUGAAUAAAGUUCUGCAUGAGAUGAAGAUCCAGUUUCCUAGCACUGUCCUGAACUCUCGUUUCAAGGUCAUGGAUGAUCAGUAUCGGACCCUGAUGCACAUCUCUGUAGCUGACCCCAUGGUUCUGUCACUUAUAGUGCCCAGUGCCAAGAGGAGCCCUUACUUCCAAGGCCAGCAGCUGCAACAAUUGCUGCAAGCAGGAUCAGUGGAGCUGGAGGGCAUCAUCAUGGCUCUGGAGAGUGUGCUCUAUGGAGUGUGUGUGCACUUCCCCCGCCUCUUCUUCCUCAGUGACAGUGAGCUGGUGGCCUUGCUGGCUGCCCCGCUGGAGUUAUGUGAGGCCCAGCUAUGGGUACAACGUUGCUUUCCUCAUGUGCAUGCUGUGAGCUUCAAGUCCAGCCCAAGUGAUGAGAAAAAUAUGGAUGACCGGGAGUCAAGCCCAAGCACACAGACUCAGGUGAAGGCUGUUGCAGUGCUAGGGGUAGGUGGGGAGGAGGUGAAGCUACGGGGACCCCUUUUUUUGCAUCCAGAUCUCCCUAAAUGGCUGGCCUCUCUGGAGAAGUGUCUGCGCUUGACAUUGGUACACAUGCUGCAGGACUGUGUGGCCGCCCACCUUGCAUCCCUAGGUGAAGCCUUCAAGCAGCCACCCCAGCAAAGCCAGUUGCCUGUGCAACUGUAUGUCCACCACUGGCUGGAUUUAGUCCAGGCCUUCCCAUGGCAGUGUGUGCUGGUGGCAGAGGAGAUAGUGUGGCGAGCUGAGACAGAGGAAUCUUUGCUUAAGGGGGAGACCCUGGCCAUGGUCCCCAUGCAUAUGCGCAAGCUCGAGGUACUAGUGCACUUUUUGCAGUCCCAGAGGAGCUCCCAGAGUGGACAGCCCCUGCACUCAGUCCGCCAGGCCAGCCUGCUCAGUGCCCUGCUGGUCAUGGCGGUGACUCACCGGGAUAUAGCACAGCUUCUAGAGCAACACCAGGUCAGUGAUCUGAGAGACUUCCACUGGGUCCGCCAACUCAAAUAUCACCUGGGUUCACCUCACGUGAUCCCCAAAAGCCCCCUGCAGAGUCUCAGGACUAUUGCAUCUGCUGAGCCUUCUCUGUCACCAGCUGCAUGCUGGAUAGAUGUGCUGGACCGGUCUUUCCUAUACAAUUAUGAGUACCUGGGUCCCAGACUGGGGCCUCUACCCAGCCUGCUACCUGAGCGGCCAGCUCUAGUGCUGUUAUUAGCCCUGGAGGAGGUGGCCUGUGGUACCCUUCUGGGCCCUGAUGGUGUGGGCAAGACAUCUAUAGUGAAUACCCUGGCACGGGCCCUGGGCCGCCAGCUGGUGAUUAUGCACUGCUCACCUCAGAUAGAGGCCCGAUGCCUGAGCAACUACCUGAAUGGUGCCCUGCAGAGUGGGGCCUGGCUGCUUUUGGAAGCAGUUCAGCAUCUUCCCCCUGGCUUGCUCUCUGCCCUGAGUCAGCGCCUGGCUGAACUGCACCACCUCUGUGCCCCACUGUACCAGGCAGCCUCCCGAAGCACCAGCACCAUAGACCCCACCCAGCCCCAGCUCCUCGGCAGUGGUUUCUUUGAGAAACAUCACGUGUCCAUGCGCCUUGGCUAUGGCUGUCUCCUGACAAUGCGUGCCCUGAACUCUGCUGUGCCUGCCAAUCUGCACCUGCUAUUGCGGCCUGUGGCUUUGGCACUGCCUGACCUGCAGCAAGUGGCAGAGCUGACCCUGCUGGGUGCAGGGAUGCGGGAUGCCUCCCGCAUGGCUUCCCGCCUAUCCAAAUUCUUCUCCCUAGAGCGUGAGCUGUUAUCUGGGCCCCUCCCUUGCCGCUUGCCACUGCUCAAGCAGAUACUAGAAGACACAAUAAACACAUUAAAUGGGACCGAGGAGGACCUCAAGUCCCAGCAGUCCCACAGCCUAGCUGCCAUCGAGGAGAUGACACUUCUGCGUGCUCUGAUGCGCUCACCACUGUUCAGCAUCCUCGAUGGGCUCCGCCUGAACAAUCUCCGAGAGCUGCUCUGUGGGCUUUUUCCUAGCGCCAGCCAAGUGCUGGCAGAGCCCAUGACCACCAGGCUCAUGAAGCCGCUGAUGGUGGAGGAACUGCGGCAGGUAGGCCUGCAUCCCAGCCCUGGCAUUUUGGGGUCCCUGGAGCAGCUGAGCCAGGCCCUAAGCCGGGCCUCAGGCAUUCUGCUCCUGGGCCCUGCAGGCAGUGGCAAGACUACUUGUUGGCACAGCUUAUUUAAGAUCCAGCAUCGGCUGGCAGCCAUGGAAGACACCUCAUCACAGGGCUUUCAGCCUGUGGAAAUUACUCACCUCUACCCCAGUGUUCUCAGCCCCCAGGAGUUCCUGGGAUGGCUAGAGGGCCCCUGCUGGCACCAUGGCGUCUUUCCCAGGCUACUUCAUGCAGCCAAUCAUAGUAACAGUGUGGGCCCAAAGGGACAGACAGAGGAGUCGAUGGGGAUCCAGCGCUGGAUAAUAUGUGAUGGGGCCUCCAGUGCUGCUUGGCUGGACUCCAUCACUUGCCUCUUGAGUGACCCUCCACAGCUUAGCCUCCCCAAUGGUCAGCAGAUAGCACGACCCCCAGGCACCUUUCUCUUGAUGGAGGUGGCAGACACAGCCAGUAUGUCCCCCACGGUGGUGGGCCGUUGUGCCCUAGUCUGGUGUGGUGGGGAGCAGACUUGGCAGUGUAUGCUUAGCGUCCUGAUGGCAGCUCUGCCCCGUGAGUAUCGCCUGCAGCACCAGACGAUCACUGAGCUCAACCGCCUGGCUGAAGUUCUGGUGCCUGCAACAUUCCGAUUCCUCGCUCGCCAGGGUGCCAGCUCUCUGCUGCAGGUACAUGGGCAGCAGGCUGUUUGCCCAGGCGUGGCUGAAGUUACCAGCCUGGCUCGCAUCUUGCAUGGUCUGCUUGAUCCCCACCUGCGCCUAGAGGAGGAGAAGGCACAUGGCCCAGAGGACGUCUGCUGCAGUGAUCCUGUGACCCAAAGCUUCAGGUAUUCAAAAAGCAGCUCUCUAAACUGGUCCCAGGUUGACAGUGAUGAUGUGUCAAAUAAGCACAGGGAGCACUUGCUGGCUAUUAGCAGUUUUCUUUUUGCCCUGAUCUGGGGCUUUGGAUCCCACCUUCCUUCCAGGCUCUGGCCCCUCUUUGAUACCUUCAUGAAGGAUUCUAUUAGUUGCCUCUCCAACUACCCUGAGCCACCAUCCUCAGCCUUGGUGUUUGACCUACAUGUAAGCUCUGAAGAUGGGACACUGGUUCCCUUCACUGGCCAGUAUCUGAGCAGCCACGUCAGAGGAACUCUGGGCACCUUCCACCCUUCUACCCAGACUGAACGGCUCUUGUAUGUGGUAGACCUGCUUCUGUCAAGGGAGCAGCCAGUGCUGCUGGCUGGAGAAGCAGCAACAGGGAAGUCAGCUUUUGUGGAAGUGUUGGUGGAGCCAAACCACCCUUACACAUACAGCUCCAUCCACCCUGCCUUCAGUUCCACCCACCUUCGCCUACUGCUGAGCAGAGGAGUCCAGGGCCAAGCACAAGUCGGGCCAUGGCCUGGACAUCACCAGGAUUCUAAAGGCUCCCUCCUCUUCCUGCUGGAGGAUCUGCACCUGGCUGCUUCUGACCCAGAGAAGAGCUGCCAGCCAGUGUUGGAGACUCUGCGCCAGGCCAUAGAUGGCACCGUGUAUGCCCACAGCACCUUAGAACUGCAGACACUGCAGCCUAUAGUCAACUUCCUUGCCACUGCCACAGUACCAGGCUGCUGUGAGCGCCCACUGUGCCCACGCCUCUUUCGACUCUUCACAGUGCUGGCCCUGGACAGCAUGACCGAGGCCACCCUACUGAGCAGGCAUGCACCUGGCAUCCAGGCCUGGCUUGAGCGCUUCCCAUCUGUGGAGCGGGAGGGUGUUCUGGCAAGAGCCCUGGUCCAGGCCUCAGUGGAAGCCUGGGAGGCUGUGUGCAACUGCUUCAUGCCUUCACCCCUCCGCCCACACUACCGCUUCUCCCUGCACUCUGUGAGCCACCUACUUGGCAGCCUGCAGCUACUGCCCACCAGAAUGGGCUCCCAAGGUUUUGUGGACUGUCCCAACCACCAGGAACACUUGCGCCGAGUGUCGGGCUUGUGUGGCACUCGCCUGACUGUUAUGAUGGCCAUGCGCAACAUGGUGCGUCUUUGGUUGCAUGAGGCACAAAGAACCUUUUGUGACCGGCUGGACAGCCCUAGGGAACGCUCCUACUGUGCCAAUCUUCUCCUAGAAGUAGCUCAGAGGGUCUUCUGCUGUGGGUCAGGGCCCCAGCACCUAGGCAAGGACCAUGAAGAGGAGGAAGAGAAGGAGAGAGUGCCUGAAGUGGAAUCCGAAGGGGAGUUGGCCCAGUGGGAGGACUCAAACAACAGCAACAGUGAGACAGAGGAGGAAGAGGACCCUUAUGGCCUUCAGGUCACCACAGGCUCAUACUCCAGUAAUCCGAGUCUAUCAUCGUCCAUAAGGCCAGUAAGCAGGGAGACAAUGAAAAGCAUAAGUCACAUGAGAAAGGAGGAAGGCACAAGUCCUUCCACCUACAAGCUCCAGGUAAAGAGAUUAUCCAAGAGCAAGGUACUCCAGAUGGACCUGGUCUCACCCCUGUUGCUAUCAGUGCUACUACUCCAUCCCCAGGAAAAGCCCUCAGACCUGGUGUUCAGUCAGGAGCUCAUACUGGAGUCCGACUUUGAGAGCCCCAACUUGUACCUGGAACAGCAGUGGGAGAGCCUGGAGGAGCAGCUGGCUACCUCAGCUUCUCAGCUGGGACUGAGCCCCAACCUUGCCCGGUGCCACUCCAUGGCUCAGCAUGUGGCCCGCCUGGUCCGGGUGCUGGCCAGGCCCCGGCAGCAUGGUCUACUGCUCUCAGGGACUGUGGGUACAGCACGCCACACUGCCAUCACUCUGGCCACUAGCAUUUGUCAGGUCCGCCUCUUCCAUCUGCCGUCUGGGUCAGAGGAGGCCAUCCUUCAGUGUCUACGAGAUGCCAGCUGGCAUGCUGGCAUUUUAAGCCAGCCAGUGGCCCUUCUGGUGCCCAAGGAUGUGGAUCUCACUACCCUUCAUCGCCUGCUAGCCCUGGCAACUUCAGGCAGUUUCCCUGACCAGUAUACAGAAGCAGAUCUGGACAGCAUUGAAGAACAUAUCCCCAGGGAGAACCUUGGUGUCAAACAGAACAUCAAGAAGGAAGUGUUGCAGAGGUUCUACCAGCAAGUGUGCAGCCACCUGCACAUGUUCUUCCUGAUUGGAGAUGACCAGGCCCAGAAGCAGCUUCCCUCCACCCUUUUCCUGAGACUUCUUCAACUGGCCACUGCCAGCAUUGACCGCUAUGAACCUUGGGACCAAGCCGACCUGGUCAAAGUGGCCCAGCACCACCUGGAUGGUGCGCAGAGUCUAUUCCUUGAAGAUGGCUCCUUGAAGUGCCCAGAUCUCCAGACCUCGAUUCCCAGUGUGGCCAAAGCUAUGGCUCUUAUCCACCUUUCGGCUGCCUACUACCAUGAACACCUAUGCCCUGUGUUGCCACUUGUCACCCCCAAGACCUUCCUAGACUUCCUGGAUACCUUUCUGCUACAGCAGCAACAGAUGACACUGCAGAUAAAGAACAAGGCCCAGCGGAUCCAGAAUGCCCUGGGGAAUCUGAAAAUGCUGAUUGAGGAGCACGAUAUACAUACCAGCCUGGUCUUCAAUUUGGAACAACAACUGAAAGAAUCCCACAAAAGCCUCAGCAUACUUCAGCAGCAGCUAGAGCAAAGCAAGCUCCUGCACAAGCAGAAGCUGGCAGAAUGUCAACAUCAGGAGAACCUCAUUAAGAACCUGGCCAAGCAGCAAGAUGCCUUGCAGGCUCAGCAUGAGGCUUUCCUGGAGCAGAUGGGCAAGGCAUUUCUGGGGCCUCUGAGCCAGCUGCAGGUGGCUGACUUUGAAGAGAUACGAAGCUAUCGAGCACCACCAGAAUCUGUGGUCCGGGUGACUGAUGCACUGUGUAACCUCUUCCACCAUGAAACAGGCUGGGCCAGUGCCAAGCAGCUGUUAUGCAGUGAGGACUUUUAUCAGGAGCUGGUGUUCUUCCCCAAAGAGAAGAUGACGGACUCAGAGCUGAUAAGCUUAAACCUAGCUCUGAAGGCUCCAGGUAUGAGCGAUGCAGCCCUGCGGGCAGUAAGCAUACCUGCUGCAAGCCUGGCAGUCUGGCUGUGGGCCGUUCUGCGCUAUGGGCUGGCACAGCGUCGGAGACUGCCCACGGGCCUACUGCUGCGACAGGUGGAAGCAACACUGGCUCAGGAGCAGGCCCGCCUGGGCCACUACCAGUUUCAGGCCCAGGAGAUCCUAGAGCAUACUUUGGCCCUGGCUAAGAAGCUGGAGGAGGCCCUAGCUUCCCAGUGCCGUCUGAUGAAGACCCUCAAUCAGGCACAGUGUAGCCAGUAUCACAAAUGGCCAAUAAAAGCUGCCCUGCUCAUGCCCAUGCACUCCUGGACUGUACAGCUGCAGAAGUUGAAGGAGCACUGCAUGACUGUGUUCGGAGAUGCCCUCCUGUGUUCAGCUGCCAUCAUCUACCUGGGUCCCUUCCCACCAUUGCGGCGCCAGGAGCUACUGGACAAAUGGCUUGCUUUGUGUGGGGGCUCUCAGGAGGCCCUGGGCCCAGAUGAUGUGGCACAGGCACUGAAACAAAAACAGAAAUCUGUCAUCAUGCCACCAAACAACCCCCUAUUACCCACACGCUCUCCCUUCAGUAUUCUGUCCUUGCUGAGCUCUGGAUCUGAACAGUACCAGUGGGACCGAGACCUGAAGCCCCAGGCAAAGUCAGCCCGCCUGGCAGGCCUGCUUCUGCGAAGCCGCACCCACUACUGCAGUUGCCGUUGGCCUCUGCUGCUUGAUCCCAGCAACCAGGCCCUCAUCUGGCUGAACCCACUGCCUCUGGAAGAGAAUAGAUGCUUGGUGCCAGCUCCUACUGAGGGAAGAGGGAAGAGCCUUGUGGGAAACCAAAAGAGAGAGAGUAAAGAGGAGAACCUGGUAGAGGAAGACGGUGAUUGUGAAGACAAUAAUGAGGCUAAGGGCCAGACAAAAGAGCAGAAAGCAGAGGAAAGGGAAAAUGAGGAGGAGAAAGAGCAAGAGCAAGAGGAGAAAGAAGACGAGGAAGAAGAAGAGAAAGAGGAGGAGAAGGAGACAGAGAGUCGGGGAUCAAAGUCAGCCUCUGAGAUUCAGUCUCCGCCUCUUGCCUACCUUAGCGUGCUCUCAGGUGCUGACCCAGAGCUGGGUGCUCAGCUCCGGGAGGCAGCCACUGGUGGCCUGCCCGUGCUACUGACCAACAUGGAGCUGGGCUUAGGGUGCCAAGAACUGCAAUGGCUGCUGCAGCGGGAGCAGCUGGGUCCACCCCAGGUGCAGCCUGGCUUCUGUCUCUAUUUGAGUACAACCCUCCCCCUCUAUGCCUUGGAAAAAGUCCUAGGUUGUGAACUGAUGAAGGGCCUGAAUGUUCUGGAUCUGGGCCUGAACAUGGAAAUACUAGAAGAACAGAUGCUGCAUGAAAUCUUGUGCAGAGAGCGUCCCGAGCUCGAGGCCCACUGGCAGGACCUAAAGAUCAGAGCUCUGGAUGCCUGCAAAGCUGUGGAGGCUGCUGAGGAACGAAUGCUGACAACUUUGCUGAUCCAGAACCCAAAGAGUCAGAAACCAGCCAAGUUUUUUCGGAACGUGGUGAGGGUCCAGGCAGAGCUAUGUCAGCAACGUGUCCACCGCGAGGAGCUAGAAGAGCAGAAGCUCGAGGAGGCAGUACUGUGGGCACCCUAUCGGCGUGUUGUUUGGCAUGGAAUGGCCAUGGUAAAGGCCCUAAUCCCACUGCAGAACCUGCUGCCAUUCUUCCGUACGAGCCCAGAGAAUUGGCUGGCAGCCACCAGGCAAGCUCUGGACAACAUUAAGGCACAUGACAUUCCACAUGGGGGUGAUCUAGCCAGCCAUCUGCUGCAGAUGAGAACACACCUGACCCGCCAGCUGCUGGGCAGCACGGUGGCUGCACUAGGCCUGACCCAAGUACCCUUGGUGGGUGCAUUGGGUGCUUUGGCUCUGCUGCAAGUGACGGGGAAGGCAUCAGAGCUGGAGAGGCUGGCAUUCUGGCCUGGACUGGCAGCCUCUCCCAGCAUAGGGUGCAGCAAGCCAGUCCCAGGUGUGACUCGACCGGCCUGGGUAGGGCCAAGAGCCUGGCAUGAAUGUGGGAUGUUAGAGCUGCUUCCCUCAUUUGUUGGGCUGCGUGCAUCCCUUGCAGGUCACUCCAGUGUUUGGCAGGUUUACCUGUCAUUGUCAUCCACAGUGCUGGGUCCUGCACCCGGGCCUGGUCCUGAGCCACUCAGCCUCCUCCAGAAGCUGAUCCUGUGGCGUGUGCUGCGACCUGAGCGCCUAGCAAGUGCCCUGGCAGACUUCACCACCAGCCUCCUGGGCCGGCCCCUGGAUGAAAACGUGGGUGCCCCCACCAUGCCCUUUGAACAUAGUCAGGCUACUCAGCCCAUACUGAUCUUGUUGCCAUCGUCUGGCCACCUCACAGCCACCCUGCAUCCCCUGACUGUCAUCCAGAAACUGGCUGCCAAGCAUGAGCAGGGGCAGAAGCAUCUGCAGGUGAUAGCCCUGGGCUCCGGAGCCUGGGACCCUGUCUCAGCUGUGGUCAGCGCUCUAUACCAAGCUAUGUAUAAGGGGCACUGGUUGGUGCUGGAUAACUGUCAUCUGAUGCCCCAUUGGCCAAGAGAGCUGCUACAGCCCUUGCUGGGGCUAUUGGACAGAGCCAAGGUGGUCUCGGACCUGGAAUUGGAGCUGCUUUUAGCCCAACCUGAAAGAAGGAAUGUGGCUACUGUCCACAGAGAUUUCCGUCUUUGGCUUAUUGUGUCUGCAGAGGCUAGUGCUUCCUUGCCAGCUGUGCUGACUCAGCACUGCAUGCCUGUCUUCUGGGACCAGUCUCUGGAGCUCAGCCACGUCUUGAUCGACAGUGUGGAGCUAUCCCAGCAAGGACACUACGUGCAACCCCCCACCCAGGCAGUGCCUCUGCUCCUCCUACAUGGCCUCCUGCUCCACCGGCAACUCUAUGGAAUGAAGCUGCAGGCACACAGGGGGUGCUGGAGUCAAGUGACCCUGACCCAGGUCCUUCAGGCCCAAGAUCAGCUGUGGGCCAGCCUCAGCAAUCCCAGUGCUGCCAUGCAGGAGCUGGCUGUUUCAGUUUUCUAUGGAGGUCCUGUGGGGGACACUGAGGACAGAGAGGUUGUGAUUAGCCUCACACAAGCCUGCCUGAGCCCCAGCAGCGGGAGCCGGAUCCAACCACACACACCCCAGUAUCUGUUGGCCACUCUGAUGCCCAACCCAGAAAUAGGGGAGCUGGAUGCCAUGGCAGAUUGCAAGGCCCAGAUGCACCUAUUGUCCACACCAUCUGAACCCAGGGUCUGCGGACUGAGUGAGGGCCCCCAGGCCUGGCUGUUGCGACGCCAGAGUCGCGCUCUCCUGAGCGCGCUGCAGCUGUGUUCCUGCACAUGGCUGCCUGCGGCUCGCGGGGGCGCCCGGCGCGGUGAACGGCGGCUGCGGCAACGCCUAGUGCAAGCCAAGCGGAGGCUGGAGUCACUGCAGGCUCUGCUGACCCACCCUGCUCGCCGCGAAUCUGGAGCCCCAUGGGCGGUGCUGGGGCCGAAUGCGCGGCGGCCUCUGGAGUGCUUCCUAGAAACGGAGGCUCUGGAACUGAGCCAGCUGGUGGGCAUGCUCCAGCACGACCUUGACUGCCAGUUGCAGCAGCUAAAGGGCGCACCCCCGUGCGCCUCCCGGCGCUGCGCCGCGGUGGCCCAAGCGCUCUGGACUGGCCGCCUACCCCCGCCUUGGCGACCCCAUUCUCCCGCAGGUCCGCAGCCCCCCUGGCACUGGCUGCGACAACUGUCGCGCCGUGGGCAGCUGUUGGUUCGCUACCUGGCCGUGGGCGCAGACGCUGAAGUACCAGAGCGCGUCUUUCACCUGUCUGCCUUCAGCCACCCGCGCCGCCUGCUGCUGGCACUGCGUUGGGAGGCUUCCCUGGGCCAUUAUGUGACCAGCCCGAAUCUCCCCGGUAGCCGAGGCUGCGGCUCCAUUCAGCUACCGCAUAAACGUCGGGAGCUGAACAACAACCCUCUGCACCUCCGGGUGGAGAAUGGUCCAAAUCCCGCGGUUCCAGAGAUGGGGCUGCUGCUGAUCGGGCUACAGCUCCUGAACGCCGAGUGGGACCCGAUAGCUGGGGCCUUGCAAGACAGUCCUUCCAGUCAGCCCAGCCCUCUGCCUCCGGUCAGCGUCAGCGCACAAGCCCCGGGUGCCACUGACCUGCCACCCCCAGCCGGCCUAGCUGUGUACUCCUGUCCCGUGUACAUGGCAGGGCCCCUUGGCACCACUAAGCUGCACAGCAGGAACAUCCUGAUGCACCUGCCCCUGCCCACGAAGCUCAGCCCCGCCACCUGUGUCCAACGGAGAGUCCAUGUGUGCAGCCCACCCCUGCCCUGAACCCUCCGCCAAAAUAAAGUUAGAGUGAUUCCAUGAAA